AUGGUGGCUUUGACAUUCUUGUCACUGGAGCUGAUAACUCAGGCAGCUUCGAGCUCAGUGGUGGUCUUCUUCUUCUGCAAUGUGAUCAUCGUCACCAUCCUCGUCGCCUCGAGGCCUCCUCCGCCGGCGGCGAGCGGAAUUCGCCACGUUUCGGUGUCGGGGAGCCCGUACGUGGCCAUUUAUCAGCAGGAGGAGACUGUUAUAGGUGGAUACACACAUACUCUGCAUUCCAAUGACGAAAACAGAGCAUCGGAAUCGAAGUUGAAAUCGGCAAUGAAUACCCACCAAGAAGAAGAAGAAGUGGAGGAAAAGGAAGUGGCAGAAGAAGAAGAAGGGGAUUGCAAUGGUGGCGAUGAUGAUGUGUAUGUGGAGGAAGAGGAUGACGAACUGAGGAGGAGAGUUGAAGCAUUCAUAGAGAAGACUAACAAAGAAUGGAGGGCAGAGUUGCUUAGGACGUCACAAUCGCGGCUGAUUGCUGCUCGCUGA
Messenger RNA from Linum tenue, 486 nucleotides. Lineage: Eukaryota; Viridiplantae; Streptophyta; Magnoliopsida; Malpighiales; Linaceae. The record is from the annotation of a GenBank genome assembly.